Molecule: messenger RNA, 384 nt
Organism: Capsella rubella
Lineage: Eukaryota; Viridiplantae; Streptophyta; Magnoliopsida; Brassicales; Brassicaceae
Exons: 2
Coding region: 1-384 (127 amino acids)
Source: RefSeq, a predicted model, not a curated record
AUGGAUGGUACGAGUGACGGUUGUGGCGAAGGUGGUGAAAAAGGUGUAGGUGGAUGUGGAUUGUUGAUUAGAACCACGUUUAUAUGGAAAGUAUUUGGUGGAGAUGGAGUGUUUGGGCUCAGUUGUGGAGAUGGAAAGAUUGGGUUAGUGAACGCGAACACAUGCUUAUCAAAUUUUACACGGCGCACAUCUUUGGGUCUAAAUUGGGAAAAGUGUCAUUUUACGGUUAAAGAAGGCAAAGUUUUGGGUCAUAAGAUAUCCGAGAAGGGGAUUGAGGUUGAUAGAGCCAAAAUUGAAGUAGUGACCAACUUAGCACCGCCAAACUCGAAUCAAAAGGAUAAGAAGUUUCUUGGAUCACGUUGGGUUCUAAAGAAGACUCAUUAA